Entelurus aequoreus (snake pipefish) is the source of this 2332-nucleotide messenger RNA. It is a transcript of the gene snta1, whose product is annotated as syntrophin, alpha 1. The coding region runs from base 78 to 1547 and encodes 489 amino acids. The record is from RefSeq and is a predicted model, not a curated record. The transcript has 8 exons. NCBI's taxonomy places the organism in Eukaryota, Metazoa, Chordata, Actinopteri, Syngnathiformes, Syngnathidae. Gene Ontology annotation, cellular component: intracellular anatomical structure; dystrophin-associated glycoprotein complex; sarcolemma. Gene Ontology annotation, molecular function: protein binding; structural molecule activity.
UGUGUGCGCCCCUACCCCAGCCCUCAUAUCUCCUCUCUGGACAGCCAGCCCUGUUCUAGAGUUAUUCCAGGAAUGCGAUGAUGAACAUGGCUGCCGCGAUGAAGGCGCAGAAAACGGGACUGCUGGAGCUCCGAGUGACCGUGGACCGCUGGAUCCGGGCGUUGGCCACGCUCACCGAGGACACGCUGACGGUCAACCCCGGGGAAGGCGCCGAGGAGCCGGAGAAGCCGAAGCCGAACCCCCCGGGGGCUAUCAACGGAGACCCCCCGAACCUUAGCUCUAAUACCGUGCCGGAGACCAUCACCAACGUGAAGCGCACGGUGAGAGUCACCAAGCAAGAUGUCGGAGGACUCGGGAUUAGUAUUAAAGGUGGAAAGGAGAACAAGAUGCCCAUUCUCAUCUCCAAGAUUUUUAAAGGCCUGGCCGCUGACCAGACGGAGGCUCUUUAUGUGGGUGACGCCAUUUUGUCUGUCAACGGUUACGACUUACGGGAGGCCACGCACGAUGAGGCAGUGCAGGCGCUGAAGAAAACCGGCAAGGAAGUCAUCCUUGAAGUCAAGUACAUCAAAGAAAUGUCAGCCUUCUUCAAGAGCUCAGGGUCCCCUGGUGCAGCUCUCCCGUGGGACUCGCCUCCGCUGACUCAGAAGGGUUCGGAGCUGUCCGCUGCAGAGGCCAAGGAGCCCCGCAGCAUCUCGCUGAAAAUGUGCCAGGUGUCCCGCAAGCAGUGCCCACCCGACACAGAAAACAGGUAUUUCGAGGUGAUUUCACCCAAUAGGAAGAACUCAGUGUUCCUGCGGGCCAAAGACCCAGCCAUGGCCCAGUCUUGGUACAACGCCAUCCAGGCUUGUCGUGCCAACCUUUUACCACGUGUCAAGGAGGAGAUGAAGAGCUUGCAGCCUGGCAUGGAGGUCAAACACCUGGGCUGGAUUAUAGAACAGGUGGUCCAAGGUCCUGAGAGGCCGGUCCUCGCCGUGCUGACCGACCGAGAGCUGCUCCUGUACCCUUCCAUGCCCGAAGGCAAAGACGCCAUCAGCAGUCCCACUAAGAGCCACCCUCUCAUCACAACCCGACUGGUCCACUCCGGCCCAGGAAAAACCUCUCCCCUCCUGGACUCGGAGCUGUCCUUCGGCCUGCGCUCGGGCACCAAGCAGGGCGUGGAGGCCCAUGUGUUCCGGGUGGACUCUGCCAAGGAGCUGUCCACUUGGACUCACCUUCUGGUCGACGGCUGCCACAAUGCUGCCGAGCUUAUCAAGGAGGUCACAGCAGCCUGCAGCUGGAAUGGACAGGAGUGCACCCUGGGAGUGCACAUCGACGAGGGCUUCACGCUAUUCACCGAAGAGAUGGGUGUCAAGAAAAACGUCCUCCUGCAGCAUCCCUUCGAACGCCUUCGAAUGUCGUCAGACGACGGCGUCCGCAUGAUGUUCCUCGACUUUGGAGGGCCCGAAGCUGAAAUUCAACUGGACCUCCAUUCUUGCCCCAAGACCAUGGUGUUCAUCAUCCACUCUUUUCUCUCUGCUAAAGUCAAACGACUUGGCCUGCUGGCAUGAUGACGUCCAGAACUAUUAGCGGUAUGAAUAUCACACAAAAGAAAAAACAAUGAUGGCGGGAUGACGUUCUCCACUGCCGCGGCUCCUUUUUGUGGAAGAGCGACGGACACUUUUUGUGUUGAGGUAAAAAUGUUUCACAGUGACGAAGCAGCACAUGAAUUUAUGAUAAAUGUACGAUUUUAGUAGCAUUUGGUCCAUUUUCUUCUCUCCGUCAGCACCCGUCAUGAAUGACUUGCCUUAUCUGCUGCGUACGUGAUGUUGCACAUUUCAAAGGAGGUGACCGAUCACUGCGUGAUCCAAAAAUUCAGAAGCAUCCGUUCAUGUUUUAGUUGCCUUCGCUCAUUUUUAAGCUAAUUUGAUUUAUUUCAGUUUAAAAACUACACAUUUGGAAAGGUUUAAGAGACUACUAACACAAAUGGCCUGAAAGUGGAUGAAAUAUUUAUAAAUGAUAAAGGUACGUCUCUUUUUCUUUCCUUUUUUUUUCCCAAAUGCAUCCACUCUCGACGGAUCGUAUUCAUUACAAAGUAUUUCCGUUCAUUCAAUCAACACAAAGUACUUUAAGUAUCCAGUACGUUCAUUUAAACGUCAUAUUUUUUGGUCGUCAUUAAAACCUUCUCAUUGCUCUUAAGGAACGGUGUCAAUAUAUAAUAUGUCGCUAUGUAUUUACUCCUCUACACACACUCUCUCAACAUUAAAACAUAUAUAUAUUCUUAUUUAAACAAAGGCGUGCCUUCUUUAGGAUUGUUUGUACAUAACAUGUAAUAAACUUUGUCAACUUUUAGUUU